UAUACAAAUAGCAAAAUUUAUGUCUUAUAUCAUAAAUAAAAUAUACAAUUUAUAAUAUGUUAUACAAGUUCUCAAAAAUAGACAGGAAAACCUUUGUACAAAUCUUUGUUUGGUAAACAUUCAAUGCGUUCCCGCAAAAAUUAGCAUCACCAUGUAUUUAAUAAUGUCUAGAUGCAGCACUGUAGGCUAUUCUUUGUUCAUUAAUUUUAUUGGUUUAUUAAAAAUAACCUCUGGUUGUAAUUUCAUACGCAUAUUUCGCGUCUAGAACUAUGUAAUUAAUGACAAAGCUUGGUAAACAAAUUGUUCGGCCCCUUUUAAAAUUCGUAAAAUGUGUUAGUAGUUCAAUUUUCAUGAAUACGACGAUUUGUAAUCAAUAUCUAUAUGUACACAUGGAAUAUAAAGAGAGCACAAUCUCGAGCAACAUAAAUAUCAAUUAUUGUACAUUGUCGCCCUACAGUGGAAUUGAUUGAGCGUCAACUAUUGCGUAUAUGAACGUAUAAUUCACUUCCUUAACUGUUUCGUUCGUGUAUGCAUCGUGUAGUGUUCUUAUUUUUGAAACAAUAAUAAACCGGAAAUGGAGGAUAAGAACGCAGUGCUGAUGCCGGGGCAAAUAAUUCGCCCGCCAACUAACAAACAAAUCGCAUUAGAGUUAUUGGAACAGCAUUACGGACUGAAAGCAUCGAGCGUAACCGAGUUAAACGCAUACGACGACAGAAAUUAUCAUGUGAUCUGUCAGGAAUCUCACAGGAAUCCUUACAUAAAGCUCAUAAGCAAGCACGGUUACGUUCUGAAAAUCAUAAAUUCUUUGGAUUCGAGAAAGGGUCACGUGAUCGAGGCACAGACAGAGAUGCUGAUCUAUUUGAAUCAUCGGAACAUUAAUUGUCCUUCACCGAUUAAAACUCUGAAAGGUUCAUAUUAUUCUCUAGUGCAGUUGAACGUCGAUACCAGGACGGAUAGUUACGCCAUUAGACUGCUCGUUUAUCAACCUGGUGAAAUGUUGAAUAAGGUGCCUAUUACUAGCGAAUUGCUACGAAACGUUGGUAAUUUUACAGCCAGGUUGGACAACGUUCUCAUGGGAUUCUCCCAUCCUGCUUAUACCAGCCACAAGACAUUAUGGAUGUUAGCUUCAGUACCAAAAUUGCGGCAAUUCACUUACGCUGUGAAAAACACCCUAGAAAGAGACUUGGCACACGAGGUGAUAUCUGUUUUCGAGGAAGAGGUGCUUCAGGUGACAUCGCAACUUGAACAGGGGAUUAUACACGGCGACCUCAACGAGCAGAAUAUCGUGGUCAGCUCGAACAGCAGAGAGAUAGCCGCCGUGAUAGAUUUCGGGGAUUCACAUAUAACUUGUCUGAUCUUCGAGCUAGCUAUCACGCUAUGUUACAUGAUUCUGCAAGCUGGCGAUGUGAUGAUGGGUAAAUACGUCGUGGAAGGUUAUCAAGAUGUUAGAAAACUAACGAAUCUUGAAAAGGAAAUUCUAAAGAUCACCGUAUGCACCCGGCUUUGCCAGAGUCUGGUCAUGGGUGCUUAUUCCCAUCAUCACGAUCCACAAAAUGAGUAUUUGCUAUACACGCAGAAAUCGGGAUGGUCUUUGUUGAAAAAAUUGUGGUCACUUAGUCAGAAUGAGGUACUUCGAGAUUGGGGAUUGUUGGAUUAAAGAUAAACGUAGAACUUCAAUGUAAUCUGUGGAAUUUUUGUAGCGACUUUAGGUCAAUUAUUAGGUUAAUAUAUAGAAACUUUAGCUGAAUAGGUCAAUUAUUAGGUUGAUGAUGGUGAGAAUUCAAAUUGUCACAUGCGUCAAUCAGUCUAAUGUCAAUGCUAAUACUUAUUGUCAAUUAAUUGCGCUAAUAAAUGUAGAUUUUAUUGUAGUUGUCUGAUGUAAUGUUGAGAAUACCUAAGACAAAUGAAUUGAGGUACUGUGCAGUGAUAUAUCCUCUGGUUUUAUUCGUAUUUUUAGGCAGUUACAUAUUUACAUAGAUAUAAUGAACAAUAAUGCUCUUCAUAUAAUAGUGUGGAGUCACUUUACAUAGCUAGAUCGUGGUAUAUACAAAAAUGCAGGUAUCAAGAAAUCAAUUCGCGGGAAAUUGCGUGUAGGUAAUUGGUAGACGACAUCAAAGAAAUGUAUAUUAGUUGGAUCGAAUAACAAUCAUCAUGGGCUUAAAUGCUAACCAAACACUUAUCGAAAUAUAUAACAUAUAGAAUUUUGUUUACAAAUAUUGCCGUAAGACGAUAUACAUUUCGAUCCUGCAUAAUACAUUCAUACCUGUGUUUAAGGUGGUGAAAGUCAUUUUUAUCCGCGUGUGCUUUCAUAUAACUUACGUAGCUUGUAAUAUAUAUAUAUAUUUCUUUUCUCGAUUUCAAUAAUAUACUAAUUUAUUUAUAUUUCAUUUUCAUUCACGUCAGUUCGUUUUUGGCAAACUGUCUAGCUGUGUUGAGGCAAAUUCGUUGAUAGCGAAAAUCUGUUCACAGUACCUUGUUAAAAUAAACGUGAAAAGGAAUGAUUAAUAUUUUAUAUAUUACGUAAGAAAUCGAUCGUAUUUUCUUGAAACAUUUUUACACGAUACACGUAAAAUUAUAGUUGACGAAUCAAAUAAUCUCGAUUGGUUAGAAAUUAAAUACCGAUCGCAUGAUCAGAGGCACAACAAAUGAAUUUUCUUGAGCCAUUUCGAUUAACAAUGGCAGCGUCGUGUUAACGAAUUUUCGCCAGAGGUUAUUAACAAAAUAGUAUAUUACAAUACUUAUAUACUUUAUUGCUUAGAAUCUAUUGGCUUACGUUCGCCCGACGAGGCGCUUAUAGGCGCAUAAUAAUUCAUUUAUAACUUACAUGUUGUUAGUAACUUUUAUACUUUUAUCAUUUGUUAACUAAACAUCUUUCCGUUAAUAAUUUAUUAUAUCGCGUAUCGUCGAACAUAAAACAGGUAACACGUCGCAAUAAAUACAAAUAUAUACUCCUGUGAAAACGUAACAGAACGUGUGUAACAUACGAAACGGUACAGGUGGAAUGUUUGUGAAAACUCUUUAGGACGUAACAAGAAUUGGGAGUGCGAUCAGAAACGACGAAUCUUACAUACGAAAGAGAAAUUAAUGUAAUGUUUCAGUCUUCGAUAAAUGAUCUUGCACGUUUUUCGAAAAUCAACUGAGAGAGUUUGAAAGUGUGUCGUUCACAAGGGAUGUACGUAAAAAAAUAAAGCCUCGAGAAUGAAUUUUUUGUGCCGCCUUUGAACAGUGUGAUCGACAUGUACUGUUCCGUUCAUCUCUUUCUCUCUAUUCGUAACAUUUCCAUCUAAAAUUUGAACAGCUUUAAUGCUCAUCUUUCGAAACACCAACGUUUACAUACGCCGCGUACAUCCUUUCAGGAUACCAUUAAUUAAGUUGUUGCCAUUCAAAUGAUCGAUUUAUUAAUACUGUAUUUUAUUCAUUAAUUCAUUUUUCGUAAAUAUUCGUUAUCCAAUGACUUGAUUGAAGUAGAAAGUUAUGAACAGUUUCAUGGUGUCAUUUUUAUUAAAUUUUAAGCUUCAAAAGCUUAGUAAAAUAAGUGGUGUUCUGCAAUGUUUUCAUAAAGGUACAUAGUUUGAAAAUCGCUCAUUCGACAUGCAACAACCGAAACCUUUUCCUAUUUCAUUUUCAUUGAACUUCAACAAUAUAAUUUCUCAACUUUUUUGGACGAAUGCCGGGAUAUUCCCUCGUUCUCUUCCAUGGGGUGUGAGCGUGCGCAAUUAGGAGCUGUGCCAAACUACACUUUUACACACGUUCGAAAAUUAUAGCUUUAAUUAGCACACAAUUAGGAAUCGGAUUCUUUAUUGGGUCAAGGAGAAUCCGGAUGCGAACACGUUUGUUCGAGGGCACAAAGACAGAAUCGGGAAACAAUUACCAGCUGAAGUAAUUUGGUCGAUAUAGUUUCUUCAAUACAUUUUCUUUACAUUGUCUUCUGUUAUAGAGCACCUGAACGUGUUCGAAGGCUCCGACGCUCCAUGCGAGAUUUAUCUCGGUCUUCUUUAUUUGCUGUUAUAUUAUAUCAACAGACAAGCGUAUCAGCGAGCAUUUCAACAAACAUUGCGAAGGUAACCUUCGAUCCGUUACUUUUUGCACGCACUUCGUAUCAAUUUCUACCUAACUUCUUUCAUUUCUGUUUAUCAACAAUUUC
Molecule: messenger RNA, 4144 nt
Organism: Megachile rotundata (alfalfa leafcutting bee)
Lineage: Eukaryota; Metazoa; Arthropoda; Insecta; Hymenoptera; Megachilidae
Product: hydroxylysine kinase
Molecular function (GO): amino acid kinase activity
Source: RefSeq, a predicted model, not a curated record